CGUAAACAUGGAGAAUGUUUCAAUUUGUGGUGCAAUUCACUCACUAAUAUAAUCUAACCAAACAAAGGCUUUAUAUCUCAUUUUAGAGGGUCCAGUCGUGGUGCAAUACAUGAUAUAUCUAUAUAAAUAUUCCCUUAUAGUUCGCAGGACGACACAGUACAGGAGAGAAGCUAACAGGCCUGUUGGAAAAUUGCAUUUCACAUUCUUCAAUCAACAACAGAAAUACUCAAGGCCAGGAAUAGAGUAACUUAGAAUCCAGAUAUGGCAGGGGCAGAUGUAUCACAGGCUGCAACUUCAGAGAUUGAAGCAUUGAAAAGCUCAUAUGGCCCACAAUGCAAGGUGAUCAGUAACAUUGGAGAUAUUGCUUACAUGGUGACAAUCAAACCAAAGGAGACUGACCUGAGCAUAAAAUUUCAACUCAAUGGGAGCUAUCCAUCUGUUGUGCCUCAGAUCAUCAUUAAAUCAGCCAAGAUGAAUAGAGAUGAGAUUGAAGCACUGAUAGCUGCAAUGACAGAAGAGGCCACUAAACUUCAGGGCAAGAAAAUGAUUACAAGUCUUGUGGACUAUGGGAAACAGUGGUUAUACGAAAAGGCCAUUGAUGUAACUGUCACUGCUGAGCCAACUAAAAAGUCCCCUAAGUCUCAGAAGAAGCAGAAGAAGCCAAAAGUUGAAGUUGAUGAUAUGGGCCCCAAGAAAAAGCCACCGAUGAAGACUGCUACAGAUGUUAUUCAUCGCAUCCAAUGGGAUGAGGAUCUUAAGAAGGACAACUUCAUAAUCGGGUAUAUGGAUCGAAUCAUCGGCCUUGUAGAGAAAGUUUUCACUUUUUUCUCAUGGGAAGACAUCGCAAGCGUUGACUACAACACAUUGGCUAUUCCCAAACAUCGCAUCCAGUACUUCAAAUACAAAUCCCUAAAGGUGUGGGAUAAGAACAAGAGACUUGAUGACGUGUUUGGCUCAACUGGGGGAAAGAAAACUAUCAUUGAAGUAAUGAGGGCAUAUGAUGAAGAGCAUAAAGUUGAUGAUGCUGCUGCAGACUCUGAUGGCUAUGACAGUGAUGAUAGUGAUGAUGGGAUCAACAUACAUGUAGGAGCAAACAUCCAACCACAUGGAGACUACUGGCAAGAUAAACUACGACCAAAUCAUUUUCUUGCGUUACGUAUCACAGAUGAAGAAAUCAGGAAAAAUAUUCUCGAUGUCCAAGAUGCAAUUUUGGAUGUGGAAGAUCGCUAUGCAGAAUGUGUGAUACCAGCGGGGGCCCUACAUGUUACACUAUGUGUUCUAGGGCUCGAUACUCCAGACCAAGUUGGCCAUGCAGUUGAUUUCCUCCAUCACUAUCAUGAGGAAAUUAAAACCAUGGUUGCCAAGGACUUGUCAUUGACUUUCAAAGGAGUAGGAACAUUCUUCGAUAGAGUACUCUACGCAGAACCCAUUCCCAAUCAAGGAUUGAUUAACAUUGUAGAGUAUCUGAAAACGCUCUGCAAAGAAAAUGGAAUUGAUGUUAGAGAUAAUCAUGACUUUGUACCACAUCUAACUAUCAUGAAAGUAACACGUCCUGUUUCUAGGGAACUCGGGACCAAGGAAAUUGAUCCUCAGUUGUACUCUGGGAUGCAUGAUAUUGAAUUUGGCGAACAGAAAUUUGAUACCAUUCAUUUGUGCUCAAUGGCUGAGCAGAGACAAGAGGAUGGCUUCUAUAUUUCCCCUAUAUCUAUUGACAUUGCAUAAGAAGUUAAUAUAAUGUAAAGUAAAACCUGUCUACAUUGAACAACUAUGGAGCCACAAAAAUGUGUUCACUACAGAGAAGCAAUUUAAUACAGAACUCAAUGAAGUAUAUGCUGAGGAGAGGUGUUCACUAGACACAGGUGUUCACUAGAAAGAGGUGUUCACUAAGACAG
This is a messenger RNA of Owenia fusiformis, 1892 nucleotides long. The record is from the annotation of a GenBank genome assembly. NCBI's taxonomy places the organism in Eukaryota, Metazoa, Annelida, Polychaeta, Sabellida, Oweniidae.